UACUCACGUCUGGUUGUUUACUGUCUGGCUAAACAUGGCCGUUGACAAACUCACUCAUAGCAGUUAGCCCUCGAUAACUCUUGACAAUUUUAAAUGUACAAGUCUUAAGUUGCAAAACAAUCUACUGCUCACUUACAAAUUUAAUUGUCUUUUUACCUUGCUGUUGGUUUGGUUUUAAUCUCAUCUUCCUGCGACUCGUUAGCCGCUGAAGCUACGUAGCGAGCUAAAUUCUCCAUAGGGGACAAUGACAGCAACUUCUGCAGGUAGCAGCAGCUGCCUCACCGCUAAAGGACUGGACAUAAGUCUGGCUGCUCUGCAGCGACAAGACCCAUACAUCAAUGACAUUGUGGACGUGGCCAGCCAAGUUGCCCUGUAUACUUAUAACAACAGGGCAAAUGAGUGGGAGAAGACAGAGGUGGAAGGCACCCUUUUUAUUUACACAAGACUGGCAUCUCCCAGGCAUGGUUUCACCAUUAUGAACAGACUCAGUAUGGAGAACUUGACAGAGCCAAUUACCAAAGACCUGGAUUUCCAGCUCCAGCACCCUUUCCUGCUUUAUCGCAAUGCCCGGUUGGUUAUCCAUGGCAUUUGGUUCUAUGAUAAGGAGGACUGUCAACGUAUUGCUCAGAGAAUGAAGAUCCUGACCCAUCAGGAGCAGACCCUGGCACAGUCUCAAGGUGGAUGGUUGUCCCCAGGAGGAGUACGUGGUGGAGGAGUAGGUGGUGGAGGAGUAGUUGGAAUACUUGAAGGAGGAGGAGGAGGCGGAGGAGGAGUAGCAGGUGAAGGAGGAGGAGGAAGUGAAGCAAAGGCAGUGGACAUUAUUCAGAUGUUGACCAAAGCACACACAGAGUAUGACAAGUCUACAUCAGAGCCAAAGGAGAUUGGCGGCAGCAGUGUUAUUUAUGGAAACCCCAACCUGAUCAAACCAAUACCUGUUAAACUGAACACUCAGGACACUGAAAGUGCUGAACCCAAGUCUCUCUCUCUUGCUACCCUUUUUGGCUCUCAACAUCAACAUCACCACUCAUCCAAACCUGAGCCAGUCUCUCCUAUGGCCACUACUGGGACAGGGCCAUCACCGAGACAAGUCAAUCGCCCACCUGUAGCACGUUCGCUGAAAUACGAUGACACAGAAAACUCUGGCAAUAGUGUGCCCUCCAAAGGAGGGAACAUCAACAUGGUUGGGUGUUCAGUUAGAGGGCCCAGGGCUGUGAUUGGAGGACAAAUAGUCGGAGAACAUGGUGAAAAUGUUGUUGUGGGCUUGCUGCCAUGUCCCACUACCACCCAUCAGCAGCAGCAGAACCAACCCCAGCACUGCCCAGCCAUCCAGAAACUCAUGCUGGGACAGAGUGGAGUGGGGGUCGUCGGAGGGGUGCUUCAGACCCUGUCCGAGUCCCCCGAGAACAGGCUGUGUGACAACGGGGUGCCGCUGGAGCAUCACCACCACCAUCACCAUCUGUACCACCAUCAUCAUCAGCAGCAGCACCACCACCUUCAUCAUUAUCAACAGCAACAGCUUCAGGCUGACCCGAUCAGGAAACUUUUCCAAACCAAGCCACCUCUUCCCUCAUCCAACCCUCCGCCUCUGCAGCAGAACCCCCAUCUCUCCUCUCAGCCCAUAAUGGUGGAUUCUGUGUCAUGUUCGCACCUUCAAGCACAACAAAGCCAACAGCUGUUUUUCAGCCAACCUAAACCUCAACCAGAAGCACAGCACAACUGCCAUUCAGCUUUACCUAUGCAGGGAACAGUUCUGUCUUCCCAGAUGUCUGGUGUGGUGUCACCUCAUGAGCUCCUUCAAAAGCUCCAGCUGGUUCAGCAGGAACAAAGCCUGGCUUCCCAUGACCCCCCUCGCCUCUGUCCAGGACUGGCACCUCGAUUCCUGGGGCCCACUCAAGGGCAAGGUGCCGGCUCAGUUGUAGGCCCAGUCCCAAACCAGACCACAGGUACUGCUGGUCAAAAGGCUGCGCUGCAGUUUCAGAUCAUCUCCCCCCAGCGGAUACCUGCCACUGUGGCCCCCAACCUGCUCCUCUCUCCCAGUGUGUUCACUCAGGCAAAGUCUAGUGGCGGGUUGUCAGUGGUUUCCCAGGAGAGCGGCCCUGACCCCUCAACCCUGUCCAGACCCCCACUGCAGCAGGAGAUCAGAGUUCUUUCCAGAAGCCAGCUUCAAGCCACACUGCUGCAUCUGAUCCAGACUGACAGCUCAUUCCUGGACAGCAUCUAUGAAGCCUACAUCAGCCGCUUUGCUAAUGACUCCAGCAUCAAGUACUGAUGACUCUUCACACCCUCGGUCUAUUCAUGCACCCAAUCUUGGGCUGUGAGGCUCAUUCUUCUACACCUAAGAUGGAUGUGCCAUUUCCUCUUCUGAAUCCAGUCAGACACACUUCUCUUUAUCUCCUCUGCACUACAUAGCCAGUCAACCUGACUCUUCCCUUUCAAACCAAGUUUUUCUAGUCACAACAACAACAAAAAAAGCACUUAUCAGAUUAUACAUGUUUGUUUCCAUAUCAAAAAACAAAUCAAACUUUUUUGAUACGUUUUAUCCUCUGAAUCCUGAAGAAAUUCUCUCAAUCUGAGGCUCACUAAUUUGACAUGACCAUAAAGUCUUGACAUCAUCUGUAGUUAAAGGGGCAAUGUAGUCUAUACUCUCGUUCACUCUACAUGAAGAAAAGAAAUAUGCUGCAACCCUAUUUUUUGCCUCAGUAUUAGAAUAUAGUUCCCUUCACUGUUUUUUUUAUGCAGCAAACUAAGCAGAAUUUGAUUAUAUUAUUUGUGUUUCUUUUGUUAUAAUGUGUAGUCUUCAUGUGUAGUUCAGUGGUCUAACACCAGCCAGCCUUCUGGGCUUUAAUAUACAAGUCUUCCUCGUCUAAGAACUAGUGCUGAAGGAUAUGCUCAAACUGACUUGAAACUGACUUCACCUAUAAAAGUUUAAACGUAUUUUGUAUUCUGUAUAUUUUGAAUUUUUUUUUUAAUGUAAUAAGGAUUUGUUUGAUUUAAAUGUACAAUUCUUUUAAAUUAAGUUCUUACUAGUUUGCCUUCUAAAAAAGUAUAUUUUAGUAUGCUAAUCCUUUAGUUCCAAAGUGGGUUUUUAAAAUAUUUUUUUCUAUUUUUUUAGCAGACUCUAGCUAUGACAAAUAUUUGUAUUGGUCACAGUUGUUUUAGUUUUACGUACAUUAAUAUUAUUAUAUUAAAACCAUGGUGAAGAAUUCAAAAGGACAUGGUACCCAUCUAAAUUGAAGGAAAGUACAGGAGAUUGUUAACCUGCUACCUCACAGAGUUCGGAGGUGUUCGGAGUCGUACCUGUGUUUUUACUAGUAGCAGAUUUUCACAGUUAUGUAAUUCAACAGUUUUAAAGAUUACCUAACCCAGUCAGGGUUUUUAUUUCAGUUUACCACAAAGGAUUUAAUCAUCACAGAAAACGCAUUGACAAUCUUUUGAGUUGUUGUGUAGAUAUGCCACACUUCCUGAACAUUUUGUCUGCCAAACCAAACAACUUACAGAAAUUAAUUUCAGGAUGAAUACAACUUUUUAUUGAUCAAACGCUUUGCUAUUGAUGGUAAGUCUAGUUAAAUAAAUGCUUGGUAAAUGGAGAUUUAAAGCAAUAAAAAUCUAAUCUGUCUAAAUACCUGAGAACAUUUGUUUGGAGUUCACAGGCCGGUUCAAAACAAGUACAAUCGAAAUAUGAUAGAAAAUGCUUUUCCAUAAUACUGUCACGGUACAUGUACUUCAUAAAGUGUCAACCAAUAAAACUAAGUUACCCACACAUUUCCUUACUUAACUACAGCAGAGAAGUCAGUCAAUAUGUUACAUUUUGUCAGGGUUAGGGUUUGCAGUUUGUGUGUUAACUCAUAUAAAGCCAGACUAUUCAGUAGAUACCAGAGAGUACACAAAAACAACAACAGCAGCAACAACAAACAGAGAGAUUACAUUACAGAAAAAAACAGAAUAUUAUAUAAUAAUAUUCUUAUUUUUGUACUCAAGCAAAAUGUAUUGUUCUCACAGUACGAAUAACCAGCAUGUUACAUUACAAUU
This is a messenger RNA of Etheostoma spectabile (orangethroat darter), 4029 nucleotides long. It is a transcript of the gene dcp1b, whose product is annotated as decapping mRNA 1B. Gene Ontology annotation, biological process: deadenylation-independent decapping of nuclear-transcribed mRNA; positive regulation of catalytic activity; deadenylation-dependent decapping of nuclear-transcribed mRNA. Gene Ontology annotation, molecular function: mRNA binding; enzyme activator activity. The record is from RefSeq and is a predicted model, not a curated record. The transcript is spliced from 10 exons. Lineage: Eukaryota; Metazoa; Chordata; Actinopteri; Perciformes; Percidae. Gene Ontology annotation, cellular component: P-body. Bases 245 to 2269 code for a protein of 674 amino acids.